This is a messenger RNA of Erythranthe guttata (spotted monkey flower), 951 nucleotides long. Its product is annotated as protein FAR1-RELATED SEQUENCE 11-like. The record is from RefSeq and is a predicted model, not a curated record. NCBI's taxonomy places the organism in Eukaryota, Viridiplantae, Streptophyta, Magnoliopsida, Lamiales, Phrymaceae.
AUGAAAAAUGAAGACCAUUACACAUGGGUGUUGCAAAAGCUGAAGAGACUUUUCCCCCCUCAGACUCUACCUAGUGCCAUCGUGACGGAUCGAGAGUUAGGGCUCAUAAAGGCGCUAGAGAAUGUAUUUCCGACCGUACCUCAUCUCUUAUGUCUUUGGCACAUUAACAUGAAUGUGGGGCGUCGUGCUUCAAGAUGUCUCGGCAAUAGUAGGCGUCGCGGCACGGCUUUUGUACUUGGUAUGUGGCAAACUUUGGUAAAAUCAGUGUCUGAAGAAGAUUUCACCAGGAAUUACACAGCUUUGAUUGACGAGUACGCGAAUUAUCCAGAUUUGAUUGAGUAUCUCCAAUACACUUGGCUCGUAUACAAAGAGAAAUUUGUAAAAGCAUGGACGGAUCUAAUUUUCCAUUUGGGUAAUACAUCGACAAGCAGGGUGGAGAGCAACCAUAGAGCAUUGAAGAGAUGGUUGGAAUCGUCCACGGGUGGCUUCGACACAUUUUGGGCACAGUAUCACUCAAUGAUGAAAGAUCAAUUUAACGAGAUACUAGCCGAUUUUGCAAAAUCAAAGAGGAUUCGGGCCCAGACGAUCAACGUGCCCGUAUUUAAAAUAUUGUCCAGUGGAAUUGUAACACACAAUGCUCUGCAGAUGUUGGACGAUGAGAAGGAUGAAGACAUAGACGGUUGCGUCUGUUAUAUGAGGAAAUGUCUUGGACUCCCAUGCAGACAUGAAAUUCGUGCAAAGAUGAAUGCACGACGUGGUGUGUUUUAUGCAGAGGAUGUCCACAUUUUUUGGAGGACAUUUAUUUCGGGAUUCGGGGAUUCCCUAGAUGAAAGUGUUGGUUCUGUUCCCGGUCACAGGUCACUGGCUAUUGGCAGGCUAGAAGGGUUAAUGAAUGAUUUGCGUGAGCGGUCAGAAAUUGAGAUCACGGACGUGACAGAAUGUCAUUUUUGA